Molecule: messenger RNA, 539 nt
Organism: Eucalyptus grandis
Lineage: Eukaryota; Viridiplantae; Streptophyta; Magnoliopsida; Myrtales; Myrtaceae
Exons: 1
Biological process (GO): response to aluminum ion; response to acidic pH
Source: RefSeq, a predicted model, not a curated record
AGAAGAAGAAGCGAGGAAGACAUACCAUGAUGCUCGAUCUGGCUUCUUGUAGUUUCGUCAACGUUUCGCAGGGGAUGCAGAUGAUUCAAGGCGAUUAUAAUCAAGCAGGCCAUGUCGUGGCGUCUAGUUCGGAAGGGGCGCUGCCGGCUUCCUCAGCAGAAGCCCACUUGAGCUCUCUGCUUUACAACCUCUCUCUUCUCAAGGACAAGGUUCAUCAGGUCCGGUCGCUGGUCGCCAUCCUGGUCGGGUCCGGUCGAGGCCAGCCUGAGUCAACGCCCUUGGCCUUGGCCAGCAUCGGAAGCCUGAUUCAAGAGAUCAUAGGGACUGCAACUUCCAUGAUGUUCUUUUGCCAACAGAUGACCCUUCUCAGUCCCGCGACACCUUCAGGUACUACUACCAAUAACGAUAACAACAACCAUCCUCUCGUUCAUGAGCAGAGCUCUCUUGAUUGGUAUGGCGCAAGUAGCUUUAUCAAUUACAACGGCAAGAAUGAAAGCCAACGUUCGAUGAGUAUAGUGAAAAUGGAGGGCCGGAUCAAG